UCCGUCUCCUCGUCCGGCGCUGGAGCCGCCCCGGUACCCGCAGAGGGUCUGUGCCGGGAGCUCCAGGCAAGGGGGAAGAGGGGACUGCCGCUCCGGUUCGGCCCUGGGGGGCUCGGCCGGGAUCCCCCCGAGCCCCUCGGACCCAACCGGACCCCCGGCCCCAGCUCAGCAGCGGAGAGAAGCGAAGCCCGCGGGGCGGCCGGAGGGAAGGGAACGAGUCAGGGAGGGGAAGAGGGAAGGGCCCACCUUCGGAUGCGGGCGGCAGCGCCGAGGGCGGGAUCGGGAGGGAUCCGACGGCACCGGGAGCGGGACCGGGCGGGGCCAUGACUCAGAGGGCUCGGGCGGGGCCGCGGUACCGCAUGGUGGCCGGUCCGCGUGGAAACGUCUCCUGGCGGGACCGUCCGCUGUGGGCGCGGCGUUGCCGGCCGCCUUUGCCCGAGCAGUAGUCGCGUCCCGCCUCCGCCCGCGCCGGGACUCGCAGCGGGCGGGCGGAGCUCGUGUCUCCGUUGGCUGUUCCGAGCGAGGGGCGGAGCGGCCGCGGCUCCGGGCUGCGCGCAGGCGGAGCGCAGCCGUCCUGCGGGGCCGGCGCGGAAGCAGUUCGUGCCGGCGGCGGGCGAGUGGCGGUGUGGCGACACGUGCGUGCGGCGGGACCCGGAUGCCGCGGCCGCCGGGCCCGCCGAGCCGGCCGCCCACGGCGAUGAUCGCGGAGAAGCUGCGGGAGGCGCUGGAGCCGGGGCGGCGGGAGGCGGCGGCGGAGCUGGGCCGGCCGCUGGCCGCCGCCGCCCGCUCCGUGCUGCAGCAGCGCAUCGAAUUCGUGCCCGCCCGCCGCGGCCUGGCCGGGCAGCUGGAGCACCUGCGGGACAAGUACGAGCACAUCGGGGCCGAGGCCAUCGGCCGCCCCCUCGGCAUCACCGGCAGCCUUCCGGAGCAGCCGCAGAACCCCCCGGGACACAGCCAUGCCCCGCCGAGGGCCGCGGGUGAUGGGAUCCCCGCGCCGCAGAAGGUGCUCUUCCCAGCCCAGAGCCUCUCCAUGAAGUGGGAGCGGGUCCACCGUGUGGGCGCCGGGCUGAGUAACCUGGGGAACACCUGCUUCCUGAACUCGGCGCUGCAGUGCCUGACAUACACACCGCCACUCACCAACUACCUGCUCUCCCGGGAGCACGGACGCACCUGUGCCCACGGAAGCUUCUGCAUGAUGUGCACUAUGCAGAACCACACGAUUCAGGCUUUUGCCAACAGCGGCAAUGCAAUAAAGCCACUCUCCAUCAUCCGAGACCUCAAGAAGAUUUCCCAUAACUUGCGCUUCGGCAGGCAGGAGGAUGCACACGAGUUCCUGCGCUACACCAUCGAUGCCAUGCAGAAGGCCUGCCUGAAUGGCUACACCAAGUUGGAUCGCCAGACCCAGGCCACAACUCUGGUUCACCAGAUCUUCGGUGGUUACCUGCGGUCCCGUGUGAAAUGCUUGGAGUGCAAGACUGUCUCGGAUACCUAUGACCCUUACUUGGAUGUGACACUGGAGGUCGAGCGAGCCGCAAACAUCGUGCGGGCCUUGGAGCUGUUUGUGAAGCCAGAGCAGCUGGGUGGGGACAACGCUUACAGGUGCAGCAUGUGCAGGAAGAAAGUGGCGGCCAGCAAACGUUUCACCAUCCACCGAGCCUCCAACGUUCUCACGAUUUCACUGAAACGCUUUGGCAGUUGUGGCUCUUCAGGUGGAAGGAAAAUCACCAAGGACGUGGGAUACCCUGAGUUCUUGGACAUCCGGCCUUACAUGUCCGAGCCCAAGGGCGACCCCAUCACGUAUGGACUCUAUGCAGUGCUGGUGCACUCUGGGUACAGCUGCAACGCAGGGCACUACUUCUGCUACGUGAAGGCCAGCAACGGGCAGUGGUAUCGAAUGAAUGACCAUGAGGUCCACCCCAGCAACAUCAAGGUGGUUCUCAACCAGCAGGCCUAUGUGCUGUUCUACCUGAGGCUGGGCAGCCCCAGGAAGAGCUCAGCAGGACCCAUGGCCACCGCUGCCUUCAGCCCACCCAGCUGCACUGCCAGUGACUCCAAGCCAAUGAAGAAACCUGCGAUUAACGGGACUCUGUGUGUGCCACCGAUGGGCCUGAAAGAAGACAAGCUGCUGGGGAAGGGGCUGCCAGACCCAGGUGAUGUUGGAGUCCCUGUUGCCCGCAGCUCUUCUGGGAUGGGGUCAAAGCUGACAAAUGGAGUUGCUCUGUCAAAGCUACCCUUUCAGACCCCAUCCUACAAACUGCCCCACAGAGCCACUCACGAGGCCACACUGCUGGGCAGUGACACAGUCCAGAGGCCCAAGAAGCCACAGACACCUGGCAUGCCCAGAACAGGCUUUCAUGCCGCCACCAGCACCAUGUGCAGGGCCAAAACAGGGCUUCCCCCACAGGGCUCAGACAGUGAGAAGCCACCUACCUCAUCCAAGCUGCUGAAGUCCAGCCAGGAGCCCAGUGGCUGUGGGGUGAUGGCCAGGACCCUUAAGAAUUCCUGGGGCAGCACAGUAGGGCAGCUGGCCAAGGAGACCCACAGGGCCAAGAGCAAUUCCAGCAGCUUCUGCACCUCUCAGGGAAGGGACUCUGGCACCCACCUCCCUGCUGGCCCUGGCACCAAGCUGGCUGUCCCUAAAGACUGUGACCUGGCUGCCCCCAAAAGCUCUGGGACAGCCCCUGUGAAACCCUCCCUGCUGGGCAGCGCUGCGCUGGAGUGGGGCAGCACCACGGCACCGCUGCUGGCCAGGAAACCAGAGCUCUCAGCCAAAAAGGGCAAACCCUCUCAGAAGGUGAGUGUGAGUGACCACCAAGCACGAUCCCAGCCCUCCGCCACCACCCAUCCUGACUCCACUCCUAGGCCUCUGGGCAAGUCCAGCAGGGACACGGGGUCUGGCCAGGAGGAGCCAGAGGGUUCCUUCAAAAAGAAGCGUCGGAAGAGGAAGCAUCGUAGCACAGACAGGAGCCCUGGUGCUGUGGCUGUGAAGGACGUGGGUGAGGUCUCCAGUCUUCCCAAGAAGGAGAGAAUUGUUUCUCCAGAGGGCUUCAAGGACAAAGACUCCAGGCUCCCCAAGAAGGAGGUCAUUGCCUCUCAGAAGGACUUCAUUGAUAAAGACUCCAGGCCCCCCAAGAAGAAAAUUGCCUCUCCAGGCGACUUUGUAUCUGUCACGGGGAAGGACGUGGCACACAAGGGUCUCAGCCAUGGUCUGGUCUGUCAGGACAUGAAGAGUGGACCCAAGCAACAUGUGCCAGAGCCCAGUAUUGGCCUGGGCAUGGAGUCAACUUCACCUCUGAAGAGGAAGAAGAAGAAGAAGAAUAGGAGCAAAGACAGGCCCUUGAAGAUAGAAGAGUGCAGCUCUGGGAUGCUGUCUUCAGACAGCUCCAGGACAACUGAGGCAGAGCCCUGCAGGACACAUCAGAGCGUGGAGGCUGGAGAGCACAAGCACCGCAAACGCAAGUGGAUGGAAAGCCUCAGCAGCCUGGCUGCCAACACUGUCCCCACUGCCAGCACCCCAGUGGCAGCACAUCCCAGUGACAACCAGACUGGGGAUGAGAGACCCUCCCUGGCUGCCCUGAGCCCUGUGGCCAGCAGCUGGGCUGGUGCAGCCCCUGAGGGCCAGGAGUCCAGCGUGGUGGGCAAGCUGCUCCAGAAUUCCUUGGACAAGGCUUAUGGCAAAGAAGUCUUGACCUGGCAGGGUGAGAUUUCGGCCGUGAGCCAGGAUGCCAUUCGGGACACAGCGCUGGCCCAAAGCAAGACUGUCAUUGAUGAGUGGGACCAGGAGUUUGACAAAGGAAAGGUAAAGAAAAUGAAGAAGAUGAAGCAGGAGCGGAGGAGAGACUCAAAUCCGUUUCAGAAGUUGCAGAACAAGCGCAACUUCUGGUUGAUGUCACAUCCUGCCAAGAUGGCCAGCCUGGGCCACCGGCUCUCAGGUUGAGAUCUGCAUCCCCGACUGCUCAGGGAGCAGUCCCGGGUCAAGGACCGAGGGCAGCGCUGUCCUGGGAGCUGUCGGUGGAGCACACUCAGAGGGGAGGGAAUACAGCCGCAGCCCUGGGGUUGUGCCUUUUCCUUCGGGGAGCUGCUUUCCAGCUGUAGAGGAGCCUGCCCACUCUGCCUUGCCUGCAGCCUGCCUCGGCCAGGCUCCUCGUCAGCUCCUCCGUGCCUCUUGCCCCAGCCCGCACCUGCGGGGGCUCCUGGCAAGUGCCUCAAAUCCAUCCCUGUUGCUCCAUGCUGCUGUGCCUCCCCUUCCCAGCGUUACCGACCCUCACUCCAUGACCCCCAUCCCCUGCACGGGCUGCAUGGAAAGCCUCCCCCGGCCCCGUGUCGGCCCGGCCCCGCGCUGGCGCGGGGGCACCGGGGGGGGAUCCCUGCGGGGCCGCAGCGCCGUCGCCGGGGCUACGGGCAUUGAAGGAUGGAACUGAAUAAAUCCCGGUCUUUGUCA
Pyrgilauda ruficollis (rufous-necked snowfinch) is the source of this 4441-nucleotide messenger RNA. It is a transcript of the gene USP36, whose product is annotated as ubiquitin specific peptidase 36. Gene Ontology annotation, cellular component: cytosol; nucleus. The record is from RefSeq and is a predicted model, not a curated record. Gene Ontology annotation, molecular function: cysteine-type deubiquitinase activity; cysteine-type endopeptidase activity. The transcript has 20 exons. Gene Ontology annotation, biological process: protein deubiquitination; regulation of apoptotic process. The coding region runs from base 656 to 3937 and encodes 1093 amino acids. NCBI's taxonomy places the organism in Eukaryota, Metazoa, Chordata, Aves, Passeriformes, Passeridae.